Molecule: messenger RNA, 1168 nt
Organism: Peromyscus californicus insignis
Lineage: Eukaryota; Metazoa; Chordata; Mammalia; Rodentia; Cricetidae
Gene: Snca
Product: synuclein alpha
Exons: 6
Coding region: 192-614 (140 amino acids)
Biological process (GO): chemical synaptic transmission; synaptic vesicle endocytosis; synapse organization
Cellular component (GO): axon terminus; cytoplasm; neuronal cell body
Molecular function (GO): cuprous ion binding
Source: RefSeq, a predicted model, not a curated record
CCGCUCUAGUCAGCUGUGGGAACCGCGGUAUUCUGCUCAGCUGGGAAAGAAGUGGAGAUGUGUUAAGCAACACAAAGAUUGUCUGGAAGCGUGUGCAUCUGCGUGUGUGCUGGGGCUGGGAGAAGGGUUUGUCAGCUGGAGCUCUAAGCAGCUAGAAGUCGGAAAGUGUGGAGGAAGAUACAUCUUUAACCAUGGAUGUGUUCAUGAAAGGACUUUCCAAGGCCAAGGAAGGAGUUGUGGCUGCUGCUGAAAAAACCAAGCAGGGUGUGGCAGAAGCAGCAGGAAAGACAAAAGAGGGAGUCCUCUAUGUAGGUUCCAAAACUAAGGAGGGAGUGGUUCAUGGAGUCACCACAGUGGCUGAAAAGACCAAAGAGCAAGUGACAAAUGUUGGAGGGGCAGUGGUGACUGGUGUGACAGCCGUCGCCCAGAAGACAGUGGAGGGAGCUGGGAACAUUGCUGCUGCCACUGGUUUCGUCAAGAAGGACCAGCUGGGCAAGGGUGAAGAAGGGUACCCACAAGAAGGAAUUCUGGAAGACAUGCCUGUGGAUCCUGGGAGUGAGGCUUAUGAAAUGCCUUCAGAGGAAGGAUACCAAGACUAUGAGCCUGAAGCCUAAGAAUGCCUUUGCUCCCAGUGUCCUGAGAUCUGCCGGCCACUGUUCCAUGGCGUACAAGUGCUCAGUUCCAACGUGCCCAUUCAUGACCUUUUCUCAAAGCUGUACAGUGUGUUUCAAAGUCUUCCAUCCUCAGUGAUUGACGUCCUGUACCUGCCCCUCAGCAUCCCGGUGCUUCCCUCUCACUACAGUGAAUACAUGGUAGCAGGGUCCUGUGUGCUGUGGAUAUUGUGGCUUCAAACCUAAAACGUUAGAAGAAAUUUAAAACACCUAAGUGACUACCACUUAUUUCUAAAUCUUCACUAUUUGUUGUUGCUGUUCUUGAGGAGUUGUGAUUUGCUAACUUACAAGAGUUUUAGGUGUCCUUAAUGAUUCUUUCUGUCGAAGAAUGAUGUAUUGUGAAAUUUGUUAAUAUAUAUUUUAAAAUAUGUGAGCAUGAAACUAUGCACCUAUAAAUAUCAGUUAUGAAUUUUACAGUUUUGUGAUGUGUUUUAUUAACUUGUGUUUGUAUAUAAAUGGUGAAAAUUAAAAUAAAAUACCAUCUCAUUGCAAAAUUA